Molecule: messenger RNA, 3861 nt
Organism: Orbilia oligospora ATCC 24927
Lineage: Eukaryota; Fungi; Ascomycota; Orbiliomycetes; Orbiliales; Orbiliaceae
Exons: 1
Coding region: 1-3861 (1286 amino acids)
Molecular function (GO): protein binding
Source: RefSeq, a predicted model, not a curated record
AUGGUUCUCUGGGUAACGGCGAACCCUGGAUGCGGCAAAACAGUAACCGCAAAGGAAGCAGUAAAAAGUUUGGAUAAACCUGAAGAUGGAAGUAGGGCAUUUUACUUCUUCUUCAAGGCCGGUAAUAUGAAUCAAACGGAAUGGCGUCAUGCAAUUUGCUCUCUUCUCUAUCAGCUCAUUUUCAGAGAGAACAAGCUUUCCAGAACGAUCUUUCCGGAGUAUCGCGCCAAAGGGGAUCCCCUGUUCGCUGAAGUUAAUGCGCUUUGGAAACUAUUUCUCCUUGUGUUAUUGGAUGCGAAAACUCUCUACGACCGGGUCUUUUGCAUUAUAGAUGCCCUCGAUGAGGGUGAGUCCGACACACAGGAUCUAAUAAUACAGCACUUGGGGCGGCUCACUGCGACAGAGGGUGUUAAGUUUCUGGUCAAUAGUCGCCCGAGUAUCAAUAUCCAAAGAACAAACCGGUCCCCGUCUGUCCUGAGGAUCAAGGGGGAGAAUGGGCUUAUUUCACUUACUUCGGAUAUCUCUAUUAUGAUUGAUAGGGAAGUACAAAACCUUUUGGAAGAAUUUGGUUUGCCGAUACAGAGUUGUAGGCUUCUUGCGGAAAAGCUGAAAGCAAGAUCUGGAGAGACCUUUCUUUGGGUGUCAUUGGUUUUCAAAGUGCUACAUGGGUCCGGGAAUACUUCGAUGGCGUGGAAGUCAAUACUUCGAGAACUGGAUGAGAUGCCUAAAGAUCUAAAACAGCUUUAUGAAUAUUCUCUAUCCCGGAGCCCGGAUAUUGGAGAUACGAAGAAGGUGCUGUGCAUAAUUUUGGCGGCAUAUCGCCCCUUAAGUCUGAGGGAACUUAACAUUCUCCUCCGCAUUGAUGGUGCAGAAACCGUGACGGACCUGGACAUGUUUUUGGAGCCGGGAUCACAGAUCGAAUUUGUUGUCAGAAGUCUCUGCGGAAUAUUUAUCUAUAUCGCCAACGGCAUGGUCCAUUUGAUACACGAAACAGCAAGAGAUUUUCUUCUUGGGCUCGGAGCUUCAGAAAAAGCAUACUCAAAGCUAAAGAUCACCCUUGUGGAUUCCCAUGAAAUUAUGGCCUGUGCUUGUAUAACCUAUUUACUGAUUCCGGGCUACCAGGAGUAUAAGGGAGGUGCUCUAUCUUCAUACGCUGCCCGUCAUUGCAUGGAUCACAAUUUAGAGUCUCGAAAAAUCAAAGAUGGCCCUGAUAUAGAUAUUUUUUGCAAAUACGACCUUGGAACACCACGAAAAAUUGACACAAUGAUUGCGGAAAUAUGCGACACCGGAAAAUCCAAUAUUAAUAGUAUUUACUCUAGUAUUUACGAUCAAAGCCUGUUUUUUUUGGGCGAGCACUCAAUAGCCGUGAUCGUGGGUGUAAUAUGUGGGUCUAAUUGCCGGGGCAGGAUAGUGGAUGGAGGCUCACUCUUAACUACGCUAGUUGAGAGACGGUACGCUAUAGGGACAGGUCUAUUCUUUCGAUAUCUGGACACUCCGCUCUUGGAAAAAUAUUUGAGGGAGGCUUUAGACCGAGAAAUGAAUACCCCUGCGCGAAUCUCUCGAGAUCGGAAGGAAAUAGAUAUCGAUACCGAUAGAAACAUAGCUAAAUCGAUUACAGAUGUCUUCCAAAGCGGAGAAUUAACCCCAAAAAAGGCUAUCGACACUCUGCGGGACCUAAUAGGAGAGUGGCGGCUCACUAAAAAAGCUAUCCCUGAUUUUGUUUGGGGCCAGAUAUACAGCUGCGGCUAUGCCGGCGGUCAGGGUACAUUCCAAAAAAAUAAUCUCUUACGAUGGGCUAUUUUGCUAUCGUGCCAAGAGCACCUAAGAUAUAAUAUAUCCCGAAUUCUGCGGAUACAAUCAUUUGAUCGAAGCCUAUAUAAAGGCAUGAUCCAGACUAUCCUUCCGCCUGAUCUGGUCGCUAAUGAACCGAGCCGACUUGAUCCCUUUCUUGAAUCAGAUCUUGAUCUCAUUUUGUGCCACCUUAGAAAGGAUCUUGGGGGCGAUGUGUGCCGAGAGAUUCUGAAUGAGGUUUGGGCAAAGGCAUAUGAUGGAGGUAGACACGAAGCAUUCCAAUACCUUAGGAAGCACAACUCGAUCCAGUAUCUGGCGACCAAAGGUCUCGACCAUCCGUGGUUAGCUGCUAUGCGCAGGGGUGGAUACGAUUCAGCGAGGUAUUUCCGGGAGAAGGGCGCUAGAUAUCAGUUCACUACUGUAUUGCACGAUACUAGUUGUGCAUGUGGCGAUGGAAGUGAAACAUGGUUCGACAAUAUACGAAAGCUAAGGAUAGAGCGGUACCUUGAUAGUAUCCCCCUACGUGAUGUUGUAUCUAUCGAUGAAGCCCACGAAAUUCUAUGGGCCAUAUUCGCUCUCGUUACGGGAAUUUUGGCAUCCCAAUCUGGAAGUGAGCGGGAAACGCUUGGACCGAAUUUAAAAUCACGGGAACGAUAUCCACGACACGGCAAGGAAUCCCACCCCGAUCAGGUGUAUCAUGAGAGAAUCCUUCUUCACAAUAUGGAUCGAGUAUCUUCUCUAAAAAGGUUGUUACCCAGGGUCGCCCGGGAUUUCUGGAAUGCCGCGGGGACUGACCUCAGCAACCAGUCGAAAGACGACGCCUUGAUCACGCUCAAUAUUGGCAGACUAUUGGUUCUUUAUUCCGCCUGGAUACAAAGUUAUUAUGGGAUGGAGAUUGAGGUAUCGUUGCGCUGCUACUUUACCUUGGGAGCUGAGCUAAACAAAAGUGAUAGGCACACAAUCGGUAUUUUAGAUCUCGCAUUAAGAGACAGGGAUACUAAUAUUUUGGAUUAUCGGAUUGGAUCGCUGGCUAUAAAGGAUACCACCCAGGCGCAACUUCUCACACUUGCGGUGAUCCUAUCAUGCAAGCCAAGGAUUUGUGGGGUGAUUUUAAGGCACACGAUACCUCAUCUAGAAGUCGACGACUUCUUCUGCUAUAGUCCAUCACAUAUGCGCCGGGAUCUGUAUAUAUGCGCUCAAGCCCUCCUAAAACGACAAUUUCAAGGUUCCGUUAGUGGCAAAGUAGAAGAAAUCCCGCAGCUAGAAAAUAGUAUCCGCGAUUUCAUCCAGGCUUUAGCUUUCGGACCGACACCCUUUUAUCUGAAUCCACUAGGACUGGCCGUCCGUCUCCAGCACUAUGAAGCUAUGGGCCUCCUUACCAGCCAUGGUGCGGACCCGUGGAUCGAGGCCAGUCAGCUCUACCAAGGAGAUAGAAUCCAAGGUUUAUCUGCAAUGGCUUGUGCUACUCGCAAUGAUCUUCAAACCAACUCUAGUAUCUCUGGGCCUGCUCCUCAAGACCAGAAGGAUAAACCUGAGCAUAUUUUCCUUGCGACAGCGAAUGCAGUAGGGGUCGAUCUCCAAGUAGAUUUCGAUAAAGCAGGAAACUUGACCGGGAAAACCUUACUUCACUACGCUAUCGAGCAUAGCAGCGAAUCCGUUGUAAAACUCUUGCUAGACCUGGGAGCGAAUACUAGUGUGGUGGAUAAUGAAAUGCGUACGGCACUACAUGUGGCUGUUACUGUGGAUCCAUCAGAACAAAGCUUCGGAAUUCUGUCGGAAAUAAUAGAAAGGGACGGGGGCAAGAGCCCUGGAAAGCUUGACAAUAAAGGCCGAACUCCAUAUGAACUUGCCAAAUCAUUACACGCCCAUAAUAAUGAAUAUUGGGCAAGGAUAUCGGGGCCACUAGAAACCGCAGAAAUGAUGACAUUUUCUUCCAUUCAAAGGAAUUGGGAAUCGGCAGUCAAAAGGGCCGCCAACUCGCAGCCUGUCGAAGGGAAAGUGGACUAUUGGAUGGAGUUUUCGGAUACAGAUACUUGGGAAGGGGGUACGGAAGACAGUUUGUCUGAUUAA